AAUCUACCAAGGUAGGUACCUAUAAAUCAACAAAUUGUCUCAUUUAUUUGCCCUCGUCAAUUGAUCACCAAAAUGUCUUCAUCUAUGAGCGAGGCGGAAGCACAAUGGCGGGAACAGUUUGCUACUAUGAAGGCUGCCCUAGCAGACUUAAAACUUCCAGGAAAGAAUCGGUCUAUCGAAUCUGAGCUUAAUCUAGACUUCGACCUAGACGAUGAGGAUUUCACUUCUGGAAAUAGCGGCGACGAUGUCUGGGAUUUCAUAGAUGACAGCGAAGAAGAUUUAUAUAGCAGCGAUUUCAUCGAAGAAGCCAAUGGACAACCCGGUGACGGUCAAUAUGGGCCAACUUGGUUUUCAGAACAGUGCUCUGUUAUUGCCUCUAAGAAGAACGGAUUAUCCCCCGACGCAUUUCAAACCCAAGUCUUGGAGGUAUUGAACUCUCAACGAUCCGAGGACGAAUUACAGUCUCAACUUGCCGAUAUCGUCGGGUUCGAUGAUUUCGAAUUUAUCAUUGAAUUACUAUCUCAUAGGCAUGAAAUUACCUCAAGUUUCGCUGCUCAGGAAACAAUUAGGCCGACUGGCCGACUUCUAACUAAAGCUGAGAGAGAUGAGGCUCUUCGACAAAAGGAUCUGGAACAUAAGAGUGCUACUCUGGCUCCUAGCAUGCAUAAAGAGAUACAAUAUCCUCACGUAUACAAGGCGUACAAUGCUGGAAAUACGUUGAGCCACACAGGGGCCCAGUAUGGUAUGCCAGUUGGCACAGAAAGAAAGGAGAAGGAGAAAUACGAGGAGUUUGUUGUCCCAGCAGGGAAAACCGGUAAACUUCUCCCUGGUCAUAAGCUUAUCAAUAUCGCCGACAUGGAUGGACUUUGUCGAAGAACAUUCAAGGGGUACAAAUCAUUGAACAGGAUGCAAAGUCUGGUCUAUCCAGUAGCAUACAAGACUAGCGAGAACAUGUUAAUCUGCGCCCCUACCGGUGCGGGUAAGACAGAUGCAGCUAUGUUGACAAUUUUGCAAACAAUUGGUCAAUAUGUCACACCCAAUCCGAUCGAAAAUAUGGAGGCGACGGAUUUUGGCGUCGAUACCCAGGACUUCAAAAUCGUGUACGUUGCUCCGAUGAAGGCCUUGGCUGCCGAAAUCACCGGAAAGUUAGGGAAGCGUCUCGCCUGGCUUGGCAUUCAAUGUCGCGAGUAUACGGGAGAUAUGCAUCUCACCAAAUCCGAAAUCGUGCAAACGCAGAUAAUUGUUACCACGCCCGAAAAAUGGGAUGUUGUUACAAGGAAGGGUACUGGAGAUACUGAGCUUGUGCAGAAAGUUAGGCUGCUCAUUAUUGAUGAAGUCCAUAUGCUUCACGAUGAGCGAGGUGCGGUGUUGGAGUCUUUGGUGGCACGAACGGAACGGCAGGUUGAGAGCACACAGUCCCUGAUCCGUAUUGUCGGACUCAGUGCCACCCUCCCAAAUUACGUCGAUGUCGCCGACUUCCUCAAAGUUAACAGAUAUGCCGGGCUUUUCUACUUUGAUGCCUCCUUUCGCCCAGUCCCUCUUGAGCAACAUUUCGUUGGAGUCAAGGGUAAACCCGGUUCAAAAAUAUCUAGAGAGAAUCUUGACACGGUAGCCUUUGAAAAGGUUCAAGACAUGCUAGAGGAAGAUCAUCAAAUAAUGGUGUUCGUUCACUCGAGAAGAGACACGCUUCUUACCGCCAAGAUGCUUUAUCAGAAAGCUUCUGAUCAAGCGGCGACGGACCUCUUCGACCCAGCAGGACAUCCAUACUAUGAGCAGGCCAUUAGAGACAUGAAGUCUUCGAGGGCACGCGAGCUUAGAGACCUCCUGCCAAAGGGACUGGGCAUACAUCAUGCUGGAUUGACUCGCUCGGAUAGAAAUCUCAUGGAAAAUCUGUUCGCCAAGGGCGUUAUCAAGGUACUCUGCUGUACAGCAACCCUUGCAUGGGGUGUCAAUUUACCAGCUGCUGCGGUCAUUAUCAAGGGAACACAGGUUUACAAUGCCCAAGAGGGUAAAUUCGUGGACCUAGGUAUUCUUGAUGUGCUUCAAAUCUUUGGUCGUGCUGGACGACCACAGUUCGAGGAUGUGGGUAUUGGCAUGAUCUGCACAACUAUCGACAGGUUACCACAUUACCUGCAAUCAGUUACUUCACAGCAACCCAUCGAGUCCAAAUUCUCUUCGAAAUUAGUUGACAAUUUGAAUGCCGAGAUUGCGCUAGGCACCGUGACUUCUAUCCCGGAAGCCGUGCAAUGGAUCGGAUAUUCCUACCUAUUUGUUCGUAUGCAGAGAAACCCCAUAUCUUACGGAAUCGAAUGGGCCGAGAUUCGAGAUGACCCAACACUUGUUCAAAGGCGACGACAACUUGCUAUUCAGGCAGCCAAGACUUUGCAACUAAGCCAAAUGGUCAUAUUCAACGAGACAACCGAGGAGCUAAGAAGCAAGGAUAUCGGUCGCAUUGCUAGUCAGUAUUACAUCCAGCAGACAAGCAUACAGAUAUUCAACAAGAGGAUGCGACCCCACUCAACGGAAGCAGAUAUAUUGAAGAUGAUCAGCGAGAGCGGAGAGUUCGAUAACAUCCAAUCUCGAGAAAAUGAAGCUAAAGAAUUAACUAGGCUAAGGGAUGAAGUCACUUUUUGUGAUAUUGGCAGUGGAAUUGAUACCCCCCAGGGAAAGACCAAUAUUCUCUUGCAAACUUAUAUCUCUCGGGCUCAACCUGAGGACUUUACGCUCGGGAAUGAUCUUAACUACGUGGCCCAGCAAUCUGGCCGGAUUUGUCGUGCACUUUUUAUGAUUGCGCUAAACAGACGAUGGGGUCACCAAUGCUUGGUCUUGCUUACCCUCUCAAAGUCCAUCGAGAGGCGCAUUUGGCCUUUUCAACACCCGCUCCAUCAAUUUGAGCUACCUAAGUCAGUGCUCAAUCAGAUUGAUGCGAAAGAAACUCUAACCAUUGAGGUUCUACGCGAUAUGGAUACAGCCGAAAUCGGUAGCUUGGUGCACAACGACAAUGCUGGUAAGAAGAUAGCUAGGAUUAUCGAGAAUUUCCCAACCGUAUCUAUCGACGCGGAGAUAGCUCCUUUGAAUCGAGAUGUAUUGAGGAUUAAGCUUUAUAUCACGCCGGACUUCAGGUGGAACGACCAAAUGCAUGGCACAUCUGAGUCGUUCUAUGUCUGGGUUGAAAAUUCCGAAACUUCUGAAAUUUAUCAUCAUGAAUUUUUCAUCCUUAACCGAAGGAAGCUCUACGACGACCACGAACUCAACCUCACGAUCCCCCUAUCAGACCCCCUGCCCAACCAAAUCUACGUCAGGGCCGUGUCGGAUAAGUGGUUGGGGGCAGAGACCGUCAAUCCCGUUUCUUUCCAGCAUCUCAUUCGACCAGAUACAGAGAGCGUCUAUACAGACUUACUCAAUCUGCAACCUCUGCCCAUCAGUGCUCUCAAAAAUCCCGGACUGGAAGAAGUUUAUGCGAAGAGAUUCCAGUUCUUUAAUCCUAUGCAAACGCAGAUCUUCCAUACGCUUUACCAUACGCCAGCCAAUGUCCUUCUAGGAUCACCCACUGGUAGUGGGAAAACCGUCGCUGCAGAAUUGGCUAUGUGGUGGGCAUUCCGAGAGCGACCGGGUUCUAAAGUGGUAUAUAUUGCCCCAAUGAAAGCUUUGGUUCGUGAGCGAGUUAAAGAUUGGGGCGCUCGACUUUCUGGGCCCCUGGGCCUUAAGCUGGUUGAGUUGACAGGCGACAAUACGCCAGACACCAGGACUAUCAAGGACGCCGAUAUCAUCAUUACAACACCCGAGAAGUGGGACGGUAUCUCCCGUAGUUGGCAAACUAGAGGAUAUGUUCGUCAAGUUGCACUUGUCAUCAUUGAUGAAAUCCAUUUGCUUGCCGGAGAUCGAGGUCCGAUUCUUGAAAUCAUUGUGUCCCGUAUGAACUACAUUGCUCAAUCAACCGAGAAAUCUGUCAGACUUCUCGGGAUGUCUACUGCCUGCGCAAAUGCGACAGAUCUUGGCAAUUGGCUUGGAGUCAAGGAGGGUCUAUUCAACUUCCGACACUCCGUACGACCUGUACCAUUGGAACUGUACAUCGACGGAUUUCCGGAAGUGAGGGGAUUCUGCCCAUUGAUGCAAUCCAUGAACCGACCAACUUUUCUAGCCGUCAAAACCCAUAGUCCCGACAAGCCUGUGAUCGUCUUCGUACCAUCGCGACGACAGACUAGACUGACCGCGAAAGAUUUGAUCAACUAUUGUGGCAUGGAAGACAAUCCUAGGCGCUUUGUCAACAUGUCAGAAGAUGAUCUCCAGCUUAAUCUUGCCAGGGUUAAAGAUGAUGCACUUAAAGAAGCGAUAAAUUUCGGUAUCGGACUUCACCAUGCUGGUCUUGUCGAAUCCGAUCGUCAACUAGCCGAAGAGCUAUUCCUGCACAACAAGAUCCAGAUUCUGAUUGCAACAAGUACAUUGGCUUGGGGUGUUAAUCUUCCGGCUCACCUGGUGGUUGUCAAGGGUACACAGUUUUAUGAUGCAAAGAUUGAAGGGUACAAAGACAUGGAUUUAACAGAUGUCCUGCAAAUGCUGGGUCGGGCUGGUCGUCCACAAUUCGACAACUCUGGUGUUGCACGCAUCUUCACUCAGGACGCAAAGAAGGAUUUCUAUAAACAUUUCCUACAUACUGGUUUCCCUGUUGAAUCGUCUCUACAUACAGUUCUCGACAACCAUUUGUGUGCAGAAGUAUCGGCGGAAACAAUUACGACUAAGCAAGAUGCUCUUGACUACUUGACCUGGACUUUCUUCUUCCGCCGACUACACAAGAACCCUUCGUACUAUGGACUUGAGGUCUCCGCUGAAGAGCAUAACACAAUGGCUGCUCAGCAACUUGCGAAUGAUUUUAUGAUCGACAUGGUAAACAAAUCCUUGGACGAACUUGAUACUUCGAAGUGUGUCGAGAUCUAUCCUAAUGGUGAUGUGGACCCAACUCCCCUAGGCAAGAUCAUGAGUUAUUACUAUCUCUCACACAAGACGAUCCGUCAUCUUGUCAAGCAUGCAAAGCCACAAGCAACUUUCUUAGACGUCCUAUCCUGGAUGUCUCGUGCAAUAGAAUACGACGAACUUCCCGUCCGGCACAACGAGGAUCUCAUCAACGCAGAACUGUCGAAAAACCUCCCAUUCGAUGGCAAUGCAUUUGGAUUGCCGAUGUGGGACCCCCACGUCAAGGCCUUCCUCCUACUCCAGGCGCACAUGGCACGCAUUGAUCUUCCCAUCACGGAUUACGUCGGCGACCAGACCAGCGUCUUAGACCAAGCUAUCCGUAUCAUUCAAGCAUCCAUUGACGUUCUCACCGAAUUAGGCUACUUGUCUAGCUGCCUCGAAAUGAUCAAACUCCUCCAAUGCAUCAAAUCCGCUCGUUGGCCUCAAGACGCGCCCCUAUCUAUCCUUCCUGGAACCAAUCCCGACAGCCUCAAAGACAACCAGACAACACUUCAGAAAUUGAGCGCCCUCCCGAAACCACAAGUCGACGAUCUAGCCCGCAAGCUAAACGUCCCAAGCUCCCAACAGGCCCGCUUCACACGCGCGGCCGCUAUCCUUCCUAACGUCAGCGUCCGAAUCGAGGACGUGAAAGCGCAGUCUCUCGUCGUUUCCAUGAAACGUCUGAAUCCAAUUACCGAGCGGGAGGCUCGCGUUUACGCACCCAGAUACCCCAAGCCCCAAAACGAGGGCUGGUUCGUCGUCGUGUGCGAUGUCGCUAAGGACGAAGUAAUCGGCGUCAAGCGCGUAUCUUGGAGCCAAAAGGGGCCCAAUUCCAAUAAAUCCAACAACGCCCAGCAAAAUGCGGGUGUUCAAGUUGGUUCGAGACCGACGGCUAAGACGGUGCUUAAGUUGCCUGAGCCGGAUAGGGGAGGUGGUGCGAGAAAGGUCGACGUCUUAGUCUUGAGUGAUGCGUAUAUCGGUUUGGAGUAUCGGGUCAUGGGCGUAGAGAUACCGGCGUUGCCGACGGUGGAUGAUGAUGUGGAUAAGUCUAAGGGGAAGGGGAAGCAGAGGGAACAGGGGCAGGGGCAGGGGCAGGGUAGUGCGGCGUGAUUAAGUUAUAGGACAAAUUUUGGAUUGAGAUGAGGAAUGAGGAUAUCCAUGAAUAAAUGAUGAAUACGACCCGCGAAUAUCAUGCUGUAGCUGCGAAGGCAUAUAUACUAGGUAUGUAUUGGGG
Messenger RNA from Annulohypoxylon maeteangense, 6184 nucleotides. Its product is annotated as Sec63-domain-containing protein. Gene Ontology annotation, molecular function: ATP hydrolysis activity; nucleic acid binding; ATP binding. Lineage: Eukaryota; Fungi; Ascomycota; Sordariomycetes; Xylariales; Hypoxylaceae. The coding region runs from base 73 to 6060 and encodes 1995 amino acids. The record is from RefSeq and is a predicted model, not a curated record. The transcript has a single exon.